Marchantia polymorpha subsp. ruderalis is the source of this 1006-nucleotide messenger RNA. Lineage: Eukaryota; Viridiplantae; Streptophyta; Marchantiopsida; Marchantiales; Marchantiaceae. The record is from the annotation of a GenBank genome assembly.
GCACCUGCCUAUUCGCAUUUGGACGAAGACGUUGGGAGUCGCAGGACUCGAAGAAAUUGGCGACAGGGGCCCCCGAAACGCGGAAAGGAAGCACGCCCAAAGGAACCCUAGGAGCAAAUUGCCACGAGGAAACACAAUCGCGCAGAGAGGGGGAGAGAGAGGAAGGGAGGAGAGGGAUGACAGAGGAGUGAAGAAGACAGAGAGCAGCUGAUUGAUUCGAUCGAGUGGAUUGAUUGUGGUUCAUCCAGGUUGAGAGAUUGGCUGUAGCGAGCAAAAUGGCAGCGAACAGCUUGAGCGUCUCUAGGGCUUUCACUGGUUUGAUUAGAAGAGCUGGAGCUCAGUCGCAACUCGCUGCUGCGAGUCGUGCUCGUGGAGGCGCCGGGCUCCCCGUCGGCACCGUUCCUGCCCCCACUGCGGAGCUUGAUGAGUCCGAGGAGCUGAUCUGGGAUGAUGGAAGUCCUUGCCCGGAGCCUUGUUUGGAUUCCGUAGCUCCUAUGGUCGGAAAGUACGAGGGCCUCGCAAUGCUCUCCGCGGGCUUGGGAUUUUUUGCUUUCGUUGGAUUUCUGGCAAAGUGGAACGACAAGGCGUCGACAAUCCCAUGGACUCCAAGAGAGUAUCCAUAUGACAACCUUCGAGUGGAGCUUGGUGGCGAGCCCUAGUGAUUUUGUUGCUGAUGUAUGAUCGUGUUCUUCAAGAAGUCAUUGAUGUAUCGUCAGAGUAGCCUCCGGUUGCGAUAACUGGGCUGGUCUACGUCGGCACUUUCUUUCGCCUUUUCCAGAAACUUGUGUUUCGUCCGUGACCAAGUAAGCAGGAAACUUACACUUCCACCUGUCUAGAAUAUCUUGAAGGUGUUCCUGCAGAAACAAUUCUAGCCACUGCUGGUUGAGCAGUUUUGGGACUUCUCUUCUUCCAGAGUUUGGGUUAUCACGACAAUUUGUUCUCCUCUGUAAAGCUCGCAACCUACAAUAAAACAAAGAGGUUAUCAACGACCAUUUCAUUCAUGAGG